Molecule: messenger RNA, 5013 nt
Organism: Priapulus caudatus
Lineage: Eukaryota; Metazoa; Priapulida; Priapulimorpha; Priapulimorphida; Priapulidae
Product: phospholipase D2-like
Biological process (GO): cell motility; phosphatidic acid biosynthetic process; intracellular signal transduction
Molecular function (GO): D-type glycerophospholipase activity
Source: RefSeq, a predicted model, not a curated record
AUGUCGUCGCUGGAGCAUCGGCGGCUACAAUUGGAGUUCUUGGAGGUGAGCUACCUGUCGUUCAUUGCUGGUCUGGGAGCUAAGCUGAAGGGGACACGUGAGGAAGUCAGGCAGGAGGACAUCCGUGCACCGACAUGCGCCUCAACAUCAAAGCUUGUGUCCGCAGUGCGCGAGAGAUGGUUUGUGCUAAAAGACACGUACGUGGCUUACAUUCGACCAGAAGAUGGCGCUGUGUGUCACGUCCAGCUCAUGGAUAAUGGAUUUCAAGUACAUAGCGGUCAGGCAGAGACGAACGUCAAGCACGGCAUCAAGAUAUGCAGCUUGUCAAGGGAGCUGCUGGUGCAGUGUUGGACGAAGCGUAAGAUGAAGGAAUGGUGCGCAGACAUCAAGCGUGCGAUGGAAACAUCCGGCAAGGACUUCAUACAGACUAACAGAUUCGGAUCGUUCGCUCCCGUCAGACCCGAGUCCUGGUGCAGAUGGUUUGUGGACGGAGCAGGCUACUUUGACGCAGUGGCUUCGGCGAUCGCUGAAGCAAAGGAGGAGAUAUUCAUCACAGACUGGUGGCUGAGUCCUGAGAUCUACCUGAAGCGACCGGCUACACAGUGCGGCAGCUGGCGUCUCGAUCUGCUACUAAAACGCAAAGCUGAUGAAGGAGUAAAGGUAUUUGUCCUGCUAUAUAAGGAGGUAGAGGUUGCCCUGGGCAUCAACUCAGCCUACAGCAAGAUUUCCCUCACACAGAAGAACCCAGACAACAUCAAGGUGCUGCGUCACCCUGACCACGCCCCCGGGACGGGAACCUUCCUCUGGGGUCACCACGAGAAGCUGGUGAUUGUAGAUCAAGCGAUCGCCUUCGUCGGGGGACUGGACAUGUGCUACGCGCGCUGGGACGACAACAAGCACAGACUGACCGAUCUGGGAGAGGGUCCACUACUGCCUGCUGGCAUACAGUCUGGCCUGCAGGAGUCAGGUAUGGCUGACCUGUUGGUGAGGCUGACAGGUGUACACAUGAAGCCUGGCAACGAUCCAGCUACCAACACAGAAAAGGCAAAGUUUGACGACUAUUUUCCACUCCUUUUGCCGAAAUCUUACGACAACAUCACGAUUCUACCCGAGUGGAAAUGCAAUGCUAUCAAUUGCCAAGUCCAGGUUCUGCGCAGUGUGAGUAACUGGUCCAUUGGUAUAAAGAAAACUGAGGAUUCCAUCCACCAGGCUUAUCUGACAGCCAUCAGAGAAUCUAAAUACUUCAUCUACAUAGAGAAUCAGUUCUUCAUCACACAGAUGGACAGCACUGUUGUGAUUAACGGCAUUGCUCAGGCUCUGUUCGAUCGCAUCCGGCAGGCUCACGAGGCAGGCGAGAACUUCAGGGUGUACGUCGUGAUGCCCCUCCUGCCAGGCUUCGAGGGAGAAGUAGGAGCUCCUAGCGGCUACGCGAUUCAGGCUGUCACUCACUGGCAGUACACCUCCAUCUCGCGCGGCGGCAAUUCCCUGCUGGAGAGAUUGAGCGCAGCUGGAAUACCUUCUCAAGAGUACAUCAGCUUCCAUGGCACGCGUACGCACGGGGAACUGAGGGGACAACCGGUAUCUGAGCUGAUCUACAUCCACAGCAAGAUGUUGAUCGUAGACGAUCGCCUCUGCAUCAUAGGUUCUGCCAACAUCAACGAGCGCAGCAUGCGUGGCAGCAGGGACAGCGAGACAGCGGCCAUCUUUGAAGACACGGAGUUUGUUCCGUGUACGUUCGAUGGCAAGGAAGGUCAGAGGGGACUGUUCGUGGGUUCACUCCGCACACAGGUGUUCAGGGAGCUGCUUGGCUUGAUGGACGUCAGUGGAGGUGCUGAUGUUGUUGCCGACCCGGUCAGCGAUCACUUCUACACGCACGUGUGGAUGACGACGUCAGCCAUCAACACACGCGUCUUUGACCAGGUGUUCAACUGCAUCCCGACAGACCUCGUGCGCACGUUUGAGCAGUUGGCCGACUACAAAGAAAGGGCAAAGCGCCACCUGGCGAUCACGGACGUUGAUGCAGCAAGAGAGCAGCUGUUGAGGGUCAAGGGAUAUCUCGUCUUCUUGCCUCUGCAUUUCCUAGCUGACGUGGACAUAAGACCGCCAGCUACAACGAAAGAGGGGCUCGUGCCAGACAUGCUCUGGACGUGAGGGAUCGCUUUCCUCAGCUAUCAUCAAGAGAUGACUACGGUUGAGGACUUGCCCUUGACGUAAGGUCACCAGCCACCAAGGAGUGGAGCUAUCGAUUAGGGUGUGCUGCAAACAUGCAGCCACCAUCCUUCACCAAGGAGGGGGCUAUAGGGGAGAGCAUACCAUAUGUUUAUAACCAUUGCCAGCAGCAGCAUCAGUAAUAGUAGUAGUAGCAGCAGCAGCAGCAGCAGCACAGCCCCAGCAACAGCUGCAGCAGGAGUACCACCAUCAUCAUCAUCAUCAUCAGCCGCAGUAGCAAUAGUUCAUGGUAAUAGCUACAUGUACACAAUAUGUUCAUGACACUCACUUCAUGAGUAAUUGCACAAUUAUUUCGACAGUAUAUGUAAACGUGUUAAUAAUAUUCACGGACUGUACUUACUUUUGUCUGGAAAUUUAGUUUACUACUUGCCCCCCCCCCCCGAAACGGUAUCUUUAGACUUUUCUGACCCAUAUUCAUGAAGCACUUACGUAUCAUUAUUAGCACUUACCAGUAUAAUAUAGUAUGCAUACAUACAUCAGUGUUCAUUAUAAUGCGACCAGCUGGACUGUAUUGCAGUGUACAAAUGUAAGAAGUGUGUACAUGCGCUACGUGUAUAAAUUUAUCCAGCCGAUUAUAUGGCAUCUGACGCGCAAUAAAAGCAGAUGUGAGAUGGAUGAGACACACACUGCAGGUAUUUACGCAUGCAUGGGCUCUCCCUUCCUUUACGUGUAGUUCGUACUCUUUUCGCUGAAACGUGGGUCACUUCCUCACUCGACACAACUAGUUUGAUAACCAAUUUACCCAGGGCAAGCGUAAAAACAUGAAUUAACUUCAGUCUCAGAGUUUCACACUUGCUGUCGAAAUGUCGAUAAUAAAAAGAAUAAAUAAUAUAAAAAAUCUAUAUAAAUUGCAUACUGCCUUUGAUAAUACCAAGUGCAUACCCCUUAUUGCAGCUCUGUGAUUAGUGAGUUCUUGAUAAAAUCAAUAAUGACGACUACAAUAAGAGAAUGACUGUUCUGUAUAUCUUGCUGAUAAAAAUCUUCAUUACAAUGCGCGAAAAUUCGAAUGCAGCCAACACCUUUCAUUGGCAGCACUGUCUCCUGUCAAAAUUGCUAUAGUAUGCUGCGAAAUAUAUAUUAUAUAUAUAUAUCAAUGUAUAUAAUAACACUGUUAUUAUAUCCAGCUCCGUGGUAUCAAUAAAGUGUACAUGGAAGACUUCUACUACAUAGACUGUACUACUGGCUUGUUGGCAACAAUAUGUAAAAACAACAGAAGUAGAUAUAUAGCUAUAUAUAUAAUACUUUUGACAGUGGAUGCAUUUAUUAUUAAAUGUACAAAUCUACAUACCUAUGGUGAUAAAUAAUGACAGAAUCACACUAGCUAACAACCAGUAGAUGUCAACGAAAAGACAAAACUUUGGUUACAGAAAUGGUAUAGGGAGGGGGUCGGGAAUAGAAUGGACGUAGUAAGAGUGAUAAGUCAGAUGGUAGUGACAUCUGUUGGAUGGACCUGCAUACCAGCGUGGCGCUUGUGAGAAUUGCCUACUGCCACCAGCUAUGCCUACAGGCUGUGUUGUAAGCUGUUGUAGUCUGUUGCAGCUAUGUCUACAGGCGGUUGUAGUAUGUUGCAGCUAUGUCUACAGGCGGUUGUGAGCUGUUGUAGUAUGUUGUAGCUAUGUCUACAGGCGGUUGUGAGCUGUUGUAGUAUGUUGCAGCUAUGUAUACAGGCAGUUGUGAGCUGUUGUAGUAUGUUGUAGCUAUGUCUACAGGCGGUUGUGAGCUGUUGUAGUAUGUUGCAGCUAUGUCUACAGGCGGUUGUGAGCUGCUAUAGCUGUCUGAUUCUGCUGUAAGCUGUUGUAGCUGUCUUUGGUUGUGUUGUAGUCUGUUGCAGCUAUGUCUACAGGCUGUUGUAAGCUGUUGUAGCUGUCUUUGACUGUGUUGUAGUCUGUUGUAGCUUGUCUCCUGGCUGUGUUGUAGACUGUUGUAACUAUGUCUACAGGCUGUGUUGUAGACUGUUGUAGGCUGUUGUAGACUGUUAUCUAGUGAUCGUGUUGUUACUUGUAGUCUGUUGUUGCUUUAUCUAGAGAUUGUGUUGUAAUCUGCUGUUGCUUUUUUAGAUAUUGCAUUGUAAUCUGUUGCUGCUUAAUCGAAUGAUUGUGUUGUAGUCUGUUGUUGCUUUAUCUAGAAUUUGUGUUGUAGUCUGUUGUUGCUUUAUCUAGAAUUUGUGUUGUAGUCUGUUGUUGCUUUAUCUAGAAUUUGUGUUGUAGUCUGUUGUUGCUUUAUCUAGAAUUUGUGUUGUAGUCUGUUGUUGCUUUAUCUAGAAUUUGUGUUGUAGUCUGUUGUUGCUUUAUCUAGAAUUUGUGUUGUAGUCUGUUGUUGCUUUAUCUAAAGGUUAUGUAGUAGUCUGUGGUGGCUGUGUAUACAGGUUAUGACGCAGUUAUAUCUAUAUACAAGGAUAGAUAACUACAGUCACUACAGUACUGUUACACCAACAGUAAAGCCAUGUUGACCUCAGACACAGUAAUUACGUUAGCUCAACGAUGUUCACAUGUCUGCCAGCGAUCGCACAGAUCGUCUGCUAGCAAUUUUGAAGCUUACUCGGUGUGUGGUGGAAUGAAUCUGCUUGAAGGUCAGGGAUCGGGUUAAAGAGAGGUAGCUGACACAAAAACACUUCACAACUACUUAAACGCAUGGCAGCAUGCAGCUGUAGCUGCCUCCACAGGGGGGCAGCACGACCAGCCAAGUCAGUGCAGGUGGCGUUAGUAGCUACCUAGCGGUCGGCAUAUGUUUCCAUGAACCAGAGUAUCCGCGUGACUAGCAUGCUAGUCACGGAUGCGGUAACAA